This is a messenger RNA of [Torrubiella] hemipterigena, 1995 nucleotides long. The record is from the annotation of a GenBank genome assembly. Lineage: Eukaryota; Fungi; Ascomycota; Sordariomycetes; Hypocreales; Clavicipitaceae.
AUGAAAAUCUACACAAGCACUGCCCUGGCGAUCAUUUCGCUGGCGUCAGCCAAAGCUGCCGUAGUGCCUACUCCUACAGAAGAGCCAUGUGCACAAGUGAGCGCAGCAUGGGCUACACAGGACCCUUCAACUGCUACUGUUCCCGCGGAGCUGGCCUAUGCCUGUCUACGCUCUGUCCCUUUCAACAAAGCUCGUGGCGUUGCCAUUGCAGAUAGCCUGGUCCCUUACCUCGAGUGGCAAACGGAUACCGAAUAUCUCAAAGACUCUCCCAAGGGCUAUGAUCGCCCUGCCUAUGACAUGUUCGCUGCCCUUAAGGAUAUACGUGCCAAAGCCGCCUCUAAGUCCUAUGCCAGCGAGUACGACUUCCAAAAGGACAUCCAACAGCGAGUCUUCUUGCCAGCGGCUGAUGGCCACAUGAGGUAUUCGCCAGAUUCCAUGAAUGCCUUCCGGUUUGCUUUUCCUCGAGGGGUCGUCUCGUACAGUGAUGACGGGAAGUCUCUGCCUGUUAUAAAACUCUCCGAUCACUACAAAAAGUCAACGGGUACCGCAUCCAUUCUAAAAUCGAUUAAUGGAAAGGCAGCAUCGCAAUUUUUGGUAGAUCUUGCUACAAGUGCCACUGGUGGUCAUGUCAACGAUACCGCGUAUAAUACCAUGUUUGAUACGCCCGUUGGCAGAGGCUUCUUUGGUGCUAGCGGACCUCUGGGGCCCUUUGCACAGUUUAGCAGCUUCUAUCAGGGAAAAGAGACGACUUUUGGAUUUGCCAACGGUACGACUCUCACGCUAGAAAACACUGCCCGAGUGCAAGCGAACAUGACCGGUGUCGUUGAUGGUCAAACCUUUUACGACGCUUUCUGCGUACCUUCUAAAUCGGGUAAACCUCAGAAUGCUGGACCGACAUCUCCCAAUCCACCCAAAGCGGCAUAUUCCAACCCUAUCGUUCGCUCUAGCGACAAUACCGUCAGCGGUUACUUCUUGCAAGGCGAGGGAGUGGAUAACGUUGCCGUGCUUGUCUUGCUAGACUUUGACCCUGAGGAUAUCCCCGAGUACCAAAACACUAUCCAGGACUUUUUGAAGCGAUCCAAAAGCGCCGACAAGACCAAGGUAGUCAUUGACCUGCAGAGUAACAGUGGUGGUAUCGUCCCCCUUGGCUACGAGCUGUUCCGACAGUUCUUCCCACACACGCAACAGGACGGCUUCACGCGCUGGAAGGCAAGUAAUCUCUUUCUUGAUCUCGCGCGGGUUUAUACCGACUACUUUGCCGACUUUGAUCCGUACGCGCCGGAUGUCGAUCCGGACAAGCUCGACCGAUACCAGUCCCAAUACAACGUGCGUUUCGACGUCAACAGCACGUUCCAGCCAUUCACGUCCUACGACGACAAGUUUCGUCCGCACAUGUUCAAGAACACCCGUUAUACCAAUUUAAUGACGUACGACUUGAACGAUCCGACUGUCAAGUCCGGUCUUGGUAUCGACAUCACCGGCUACCAGUCGCGAGCCAAUGCUACAAAGUACUAUGACGCUGAUGACCUCGUCGUUCUCUAUAAUGGGUACUGCGCAUCCACGUGCGCCGUAGCGGCAGAAAUGUUGCGCGUUAACGGCGGCGUAAAGUCCGUCGUGCUGGGCGGUCUGCCUCGCAGCGGACCUCAGCAAGGUGUUGGCGGAACCAGGGGAGCCCAGGUCUCAUAUUUCAGCACCAUCUAUUCGGACGCGCGGUACGCGAUGAAUGUGACAACAGACAAGGCAAUUAAGUCGCGUCUUUCCAAGUUGGCCCAUAUGGCACAGUUCCGCGUCAGCGGGCAGGUCAAUGGCCGAGACCAGAUCCUCCGGGGCAACGUUGAUGACGGUAUGCCUGCGCAGUUUGGGACGGAGUAUUCGGACUGCCGGCUCUACUAUACUAAGCCAAUGCUGGAUGAUAUCACGGAGAUUUGGAAGGCUGCGGCUCGGUCCGCAUUCAACGGGGCCAAAUGCAACUAUGGGGGUAUCCGGCGAACAUAG